This is a messenger RNA of Hydra vulgaris (swiftwater hydra), 3793 nucleotides long. NCBI's taxonomy places the organism in Eukaryota, Metazoa, Cnidaria, Hydrozoa, Anthoathecata, Hydridae. The record is from RefSeq and is a predicted model, not a curated record.
AGCAUUAAAAUUUAUUAUGGCUUUAAUGUCUUCCAGUUCUAUUCCUUUAAGUACUUCAGAGUUUGUUAAGAACUGUUCACAAAACCUUAUUGAAGACAUACUUAGUUAUUUACUAGGUAAAACAGUUUCAGUAUUGGAAACAUGUAGGUGUGAGAAGCAUUUAAUAGACAACUUAACAGAAGAGUUUAACAGAUGGAAAACACCUUUUAGUGGGAUUAACUCACAACAUCGAAUAUUAUCAUAUUUGAAAAAUGAAGGCCGGUACGUUGAACCAGUACCACAUUAAAUGGGUGAACAAUGGGAUACAAAACGUGACAGAAAGACUAAAAAGCAAAUACAAGUCAAAGUAAAAGAUUUGUUUUAUUACAUAUCUAUUGAAAGCACAAUAAAGCUUGUGUUGUUACACCCUGACACCAUGUAUAUGUUAAAAGUGGAGCAAAUAUCUAAUUUUAAAUUUGUCAAAGAUUGGUUUUGUGGUAAAAAUGGUAAAAAGUUAAAGGCAUAUGCCAAAUUUAAAUUUCAUAAAAGUUUCCCUUUGUUUAUUCAAAUAUACUUCGAUGAAGUAGAGACUGCAAAUCCUCUUGGAUCAAAAACAGGCAUUCAUAAACUUGGUGCCUUUUAUUUUGCGAUAAAAAACUUUCCUCAUGCAGCAAACUCAUCCUUGAACAACAUUCAUAUGUUAGUAUUAACUCACGCAAUAGACAUAAAGAAAUAUUCAGCAGAGCCAGUCAUAAAAGUGAUUGUAAAUGAAUUGCAAAAACUUCACAACAAAGGAUUUGAUAUUUAUAUUGAAGGCAAAAAAACUAACUUUAGAUGUUUUCUAACCCAAGUUGUUGGAGACAAUUUAGGCCUGCACUCUAUGCUAGGAUAUAUGGAAAAUUUCAGUACUGUUUCAUUUCCAUGUGACAUGUGUAUGAUAUCAAAAGUUGACAUCCAACAUGUCUUUAAAGAAGACAAACAAGCUCUAAGAACAGAUUUUUUAUACAACUCUCAAGUUCAGCAGAUGCAACGAGGGGAAAUUUCUAAUAAGAAUUGUGGAGUUAAACGGUUAAGUUGUUUAACUGAAUUGCCUUAUUAUCAUCCUGCUUCAAAUGAUUCUGCAGACAUAAUGCAUGAUAUUUUUAAAGGAGUUAUUCCGUGUGAAGUUAAAGUUUAUGGAUUAUGGUAUUGUCUGCAGCUCAAAACCUGUACUAUUAAUGAGUCACAUAUGAAAAGUACUGACUCUUUACUAGGUCAACACUCUGCUCAGAUGCUUACACUGUUUAUGUAUUUGCCACUUAUUUUGUCUGAUGUUAUUGAUAAAGUAGAUCCACAAAAGUGGAAACUUUACCAAAUCUUAAAACAUUUGUGUGAUGUAAUUUUAUCUCCUAAUUUAAAUUCUUUACAAAUCACAUAUAUCGAGGAACUAGUAAUGGAACAUCAUUCAUUGAUGAAAGAAUGUUAUCCUGAGAAAACACUUCUUUAUAAGCAUCACAGAAUGAUUCAUUAUGGAACUAUUAUACAACGAAGUGGACCUCUUCUUCACAUGAUUGUUAUAAGGUUUGAAGCUAAGCAUAAUUUUUCAAAAAGAUUAGCUCAUAUUGUUUGCAAUUUUCAGAACAUUUCUUUUUCAAUUGCAAAGAGACAUCAAAUUGCUCAUGCCUUAGCUUGGAUGACUCAUGGUCCCCUAAAAACCAUUGCUGAUGUAAAAAAUGGUGAAGUAUUUUUAGUUUCAGAAUUAGAGGGCAAAAAUCUUAUUAUUCCUUUUAUUGGUGAAGAAAGUGAAGUUUUAGCUGUUGAUUGUGUUACCGAAUUGGGUCAGAAAUACAGAUCAUGUGAAACAGUUCUUUAUGAUUUUAAUAGUGAUGGUGAACCAAGUUUUGUUCACAUUGACCAGGUUUUUGUUCAUAGUGAAGUUGUGUAUUUUUUCACUACAAAGUGGGUUGUCCACAAAUACUGCAAUCUAUCUUUAUCUUACUGUUGUUCACUUGAUAACCAAAAACUAUGUAUAAGAAUAUGUGACAUAAUAGAUUACAAACCUCUUAAUGCAGUGCGUCGUUUGAAAAUAAAUUGCGAAUAAUCCACAGAUUAUGUGCAGAAAGAUUGUUCACAAACUGAUUUCACAAUUGCAAAUAAUCAUGUUUCAUUUAAUCAGACUAGCUCUGUAUCAAAUUCCAAUCCCUUUUCAGAUUCAACAUAUUCAUGUGAUAGAAAUGUUUUUCAUACUCCGUGUCCAGUACUUCGAACAGACGAUGUCAAAUUUGAUGUUCGUAAAUUGCUUGAUAAGCAUCAGACAGGUAAACUUGUCAUUGUUGAAUAUGAGACAACGGGAAUGUUACUUAAGUACAGAUUUGAAAUGGUUCAUAUUCUUGUUAACAUUAUGGUGAAUAAAGUUGGAAACAUGUAAGUCAUUUUAUGUGAUUUUACAGUUCGUUCUGAAUAUCCUUUUAUUUCUAAAUAUUUUUAUGCAUAGUUAAGUUGGUGAAUCAUGGUAACCAUCAAUGGUAACCAGGUAUCCAUUAAGAGCAGCAAAAACAAAUCUUGCAAUGUCAAUCAUAAAUGCUUUUCCUAAACUACACUCUGGUGGACCUCUAGGAUAUGAAAAUUACUAUUGCGCUUAUAAGGAAGUUGAAGUAAAUGGCAAAAAAAAGAAAAUAACACCUCAUGGACAUAUUAAGGAGCGGCUGAAAACAAUAAGGAAGUUUGACGGUGUCCAUGCUCAAGCUACUCGUAAACGAAAAUCCAUUUCCCCAACAACUUUUGAUGUUGCAGUUCCUUUUUCAAAUGAAGAACGAAACAUUAUAAGUGAGUUGUCAUUUGUUGACAUUCAGUAUGAUCGAAAACAAUUUAUUCUUGAAAAAACUAGAGUAUCAUGAAGAAACUGGAUUAAGUCAUCAAAACCGCCUUUUCAUCAGUUUAUUCGGAAAUUUCCUUCAUUUAAAGAUUUAGGAUUUGAUUUUCAGAGAGAGUUUACAGCAACAUUUGAAAGUGCUCAAGAUUUGCUUAUGCAAUGGGAGGAUAUGGCUCCUCAUGUUAUUACUUGGGCUCGCAGAAAGGUGAAUCCAAUGGUAAAGCAGCUACUUUUAGAGCUUGACAGCCAGCUAAUACCUUCAAAUGAUCGAAAUAUGGAAUUUGCACUUUACUUGCUUCCGUACAUUCUUCAAGUGCCUCCUAGAAAUAAGGAUCAACCGUCUACAGCUGAAGUUGCAGCUCACUUUAUUCAAAUCUUUCCUGACACUACACCUAUGGAAACUAUAAUUGAUGCAAAUAGACACACUUCUUUCAUGCAUCUAUUUGUUAUUACACUAGGGGCUUGAGGCAACUUGAUUCAGUCAUUUAUUUUUAUAGAAGACAAUGUUGUUCCAAUUAGAAAUGCCAUGUUAAGUGCAGUAGACCGUUUACUGAAACUAUACUUCGUUAUCGAUAUUGAAUAUGCGCCAGAAUGUGGACAUGUUUUACAUUUUUUACAACGUGUAGUUAUGGAUAUUAAUGACGAUUUGCCGUUGUCAAGAGGUGGCAGUGAUCUGUCAUUGUUUGUUAAUGAAAAAUUAAGAAAUGGAUAAACUUUUAAAUGUUUUUAUUUUAAUGGAUACCACUAUAUUUUUUAUUUUGUAAUUUAUAUUGAAUUUGUGAUGUGUACAUAUAUGUGGCUAAGUGUACCAAUACGGCUAGUUAGCCAUAUUGGUAUAAACAAUAAAAUAACAGUUACCUAGUAUAACAGUUACUUAUAAUUGUUUGGAAAUGUUUAUUUUAUCUUACUCAAAGUAUUUACUUUUAGACUGGAAGUAUUUUCAUUUAAACAAACACUUAUGUU